AUGUUCAAAAUGUUCGCGACAGUGUGGUUUCUAGCGGCUUUGGCAUUAGCCGUCGUCGGACAGGCGACGAAUAACGACGGCGACGACGACCAGCGUCAAGGCAGAGGGUGGAAUAUGUUGGAUGGAGCCAAACGUUCGUGCUUUGGAUUGAACGGCCGACCAGGCAUAUGUAUGGGGCAAAGCGAGUGCACCGAAGCUAACGGAAAGUCAGUGGGCAGGUGUUUCCCGUUCGAUGCUUGCUGUUCGGUUACCCCUAAUUCAUGCGGCGGAUCUUCUAGUUCAAACAUCGCGUAUUUCCAAAGCCCUGAAAAAUUCCAAGACCUAUGCUCGUACAAGAUCAACGUCAGACGAAACAUUUGCCAGAUAAGAAUCGAUUUCGAGAGGUUUUCACUCGGCCAACCAACCAAACUGACGUCAGAAUCAGCGUACACGUGUGAACGUGACGAGUUUACAUUGAUUACGAACGGCAACAAUAAGAUAAACGUGCCCGUUUUAUGCGGUGAAAAUGCCGGUCAACACGUGUACGUGCCGGUGAACCAUCAGCAGUCAGAAUCGAGGAGCAACAACAACAACAAUAACAACAACAACAACAAGGAACAGUUGACAUUAAAAUUCCGGUUGACCACCAGGGACGAAGACUACACUGAACCGGAACCAUUUUGGAAAUUGAAGAUCACGCAAUUGGAAUGCCAAACAACGUCGACCAACUGGUGGAAGAUUAAAGACAUCGCACGCCAAGUCUGGGACUGGGAAGAAGAGGAGAGAGACGCCUCGAAAUCCAAGUACAGUCUAGCGCCAGAAGGUUGUUUGCAAUACUUCACUGAUAGACGUGGGUCGUUCGAAAGCUUCAACUACAACAGAGGCAUGGGACACUAUUUAGGAAACUUAAAUUACGCGACGUGCUUCAAAAGAAAUCAAGACACAUGUGGAAUCAAAUACGAGGCGGUGAAAUUCCAAAUGGCGUACAACCAGAGGCUGACCGGUUCCACAGACCGGGACUGUGACACUGCUGCUGACUCCGCGCUGACCACGCUCGCACCGGGACAGACCACUUCACCGCCCGCGGGAACCACUCCUCCACCCGCGGGAACCACUCCUCCACCCGCGGGAACCACUCCUCCACCCGCGGGAACCACUCCACCACCCGCGGGAACCACUCCACCACCCGCGGGAACCACUCCACCGCCCGCGGGAACCACUCCACCGCCCGGGGAAACCACUCCACCACAGAACGACGACGAAUUCGAAGAGCAGCCGAACGGGCGUAGCAGGAGACGGCCGUCCGAACGUGGAUUGCACAACGACUACUUGCUCAUACCGGACGGUCUUUAUUCGGGCUCGAGGUUCGCUUCGAAAUAUUGUGACAAGUCACUGGAAAACAUCGACGACAGCACAGUCAAGACUCAAGGGCCCCUGUACGUGGCAUUUGUCAGCGACGAUUACUCGAAUCCUAACGAAGACGUGGAAAAGGGAUACAAGAUCGAUUAUUCAUUAACAAACACUGGGUGUUAA
This is a messenger RNA of Macrosiphum euphorbiae (potato aphid), 1512 nucleotides long. The record is from the annotation of a GenBank genome assembly. Lineage: Eukaryota; Metazoa; Arthropoda; Insecta; Hemiptera; Aphididae.